Messenger RNA from Trichophyton benhamiae CBS 112371, 3135 nucleotides. RefSeq lists its product as uncharacterized. Bases 1 to 3135 code for a protein of 1044 amino acids. Lineage: Eukaryota; Fungi; Ascomycota; Eurotiomycetes; Onygenales; Arthrodermataceae. The transcript has 4 exons. Gene Ontology annotation, cellular component: fungal-type vacuole membrane; cytoplasm. Gene Ontology annotation, biological process: autophagy; vesicle-mediated transport; endosomal vesicle fusion. The record is from RefSeq and is a predicted model, not a curated record.
AUGCUGACUGCAUUCACGGCGAGGCCCCUCGUGGAGUUCCGACCUCGCGACAAGUCGAAGAUAGAGUCCAUCUUGACGUACGGGGACAGGCUGCUGGUCGGGCUGAACACAGGAUCGCUGCGAAUAUACAGGGUUAAUGAAGUGAACGUCGACGAAGCAGAGAUACGGGCUGGCGAUGACACAGAGGCGCAGGAGGGCAGUGGUGACGGCGGUGGUGUCAUUCAGCCAUCUCCAGCAACCAAACCGACAGAUCUACUGCGAGAGCUAGAGAAGUUCUCGCGGUAUAAGAUCGAGCAGUUGGCGAUUAUCAAGGAGGCGAAUAUUCUCCUUUCCCUUUCGAACGGCCAUGUCUCGAUACACGAUCUGCAGUCCUACGAGCUGCAUGAACAGUUAACUCGAACUAAAGGGGCUACCACCUUCGCGGUUACCUCCAACAUCGAGAAGGAUCAGGACACUGGGGUUCCGUCGAUUGUGUCUAGGCUUGCUGUUGCGGUGAAGAGGAAGCUCAUGUUAUGGACAUGGCAAGACAUGGAGCUUGAAGAUGAUGCUACGGAGAUAACACUUGUUAGCGGGAUAAAGACCAUUACUUGGGCGAACGGUACCAAGCUACUAGCCGGACUUAGCUCAAGUUAUGUCCUUGUUGAUGUUGUGACAAGAGAAGUUACGGAUAUUGUAGGACCUGGAAGCAUUGGAGGGGCUGGCGGAUCUGAUACGGGGCGUCUGGGAGGAGUAGGUGCCAGUAUGAGCUACAUAGGCAUGGGCGGAGCAACUCCCAAACCGCUCGCUACAAGAUUGUGCGAAGGACAGAUGCUACUGGCAAAGGAUGUCAACUCACAUUUUAUUGACACGGAUGGGAACGGCCUCAAACGACGUCAGAUUCCUUGGACGGUGGCUCCUGAAGCUGUUGGCUACUCAUACCCUUACCUACUAGCACUUCAGGAUGCAUCCAAAGGCAUACUUGAAGUGCGCAAUCCAGAGACUCUAUCACUUCUUCAAUCGGUAUCCCUCCCAUCAGCUGCCAUGAUCCAUAUCCCACAGCCAAAUAUCAGUCUUGCCCAUGCAGGAAAGGGGUUUCUCGUGGCUAGUGGACGUGUGAUCUGGAGAAUGAGUGCUCUCGACUAUGACUCGCAGAUUGAUGGUUUAGUAGAACAAGGUAAUCUCGACGAAGCCAUCAGUCUUCUUGGAAUGCUUGAAGAUGCCCUUCUGAAUGACAAAGAGGGUAGACUGCGAGAGAUCAAGCUUCGCAAGGCCCAGACUCUAUUCGAAAAGCAGAAAUACCGGAAGUCGUUGGACCUUUUUACAGAAGUUUCAGCUCCUCCCGAGAUAGUUAUACGGUUAUUCCCUAAACUCAUUGCUGGAGAGCUAUCAUCUAUUGAGGAAGAACCUGCACAGGAAAGUUUGGAGAGCUCAGAGGAGAAUCCCUCUCAGCCUGAAAAUGGUACCAGCAUUCACAGUGCUGAACCCACUACACCCGAUGACAAGCCGAAAGUUAAGAAUGGGACUUAUGCACCAUCUGUAACCUCGUUUCUAAGAGGAAGACCAGAUGAUGCUAGCGAAACUGGUAGCAUGCGUGGUAAACCAGCAGACCUGAAAGAACCAGACAAGCGGCUUGAAGGGAAAGAUUUGAAAGCAGCUGUCUACGAGCUGCAGGGGUUCCUAGCUGAUAUUCGCCGAAGACUCUCUAGAUUUAUCAGUCCCGAUGGCACACUUAAAGAGCCCUCAGUCAACGUGGAUAAAUCAGACGAAACCACCCAAUCUAUGUUGAAGACCUUGGGUAUCUCUUCUGAUGAUCUAGAAAACAUCGACAUGAGCCAGAAGUUGCGGGAGACAGCUACAUUGGUAGAUACCACCCUAUUCAGAGCCCUUAUGUUCGCAACCCCUACGCUAGCUGGCUCGCUCUUCCGCAUCGAUAAUUUCUGUGACCCUGAGGUGGUGAUGGAGAAGCUAGAACAGACCGCUCGCUACGGCGACUUGAUAGACUUUUUAUUUGGCAAGCGCCUUCAUCGCUCUGCCUUGGAACAGCUUAAGAAGUUUGGCCAAAAAGAGGCCGGAGAGGAAAUCUCGCCGGAACUCCAAGGCCCCAAACGCACAGUUGCCUAUCUGCAGAAUUUACCACCCGACAUGAUCGAUUUGAUUCUGGAGUUUGCUGAAUGGCCACUUCGAAGUGAUCCUGAGCUCGGCAUGGAGAUCUUCCUUACGGAUACAGAAAAUGCAGAGACGCUGCCUCGUCAGAAGGUUCUUGAAUUCCUUAAUGGAAUCGAUGCAAAGCUCGCCAUUAAAUAUUCAGAACAUGUUAUCAACGAGCUAAAUGACCUAACACCAGAUAUACAUUUCCGGCUGUUAACGCUAUACCUUGAGCGGAUCCUCAAGAGUAAGAAAUCAAAGGAUGUUUUUCCAACCGAGGAUGAGCGAGAGGAGUGCAAGAACCGAUUCUUGAAAAUGCUAGAAACGAGCGAACAAUAUUCUCCUGCCAAAAUGCUUGAUCGGCUCCCAAGAGAUGAUCCGGAAUUCUUUGAGCCAAGGGCUGUUACGUUGAGUAAGAUGGGACAACACCGUCAAGCUCUUGAGAUAUAUGUGUUUAAGCUGGACAAUCCGGCAAAAGCAGAAGAACAUGAGCAUAAGCUGACUGGUCCUGUGCAAAGGUACUGCAAUCGAAUCCAUUUGGGUGAUUCCACAUCUACCAAGCAACGUGCAGUUCCAUAUGGUAGUUCUCCAGCAGUUGAGGAUGAGGAGGCCCGCCCGUCUAUCUACCAUACACUUCUUUCUCUGUACCUGUCACCGCCACAUGGUUAUGAACCACGAUAUGGCCCCGCAAUCGAGAUCCUUGCACGACAUGGUUCCCGGUUACCUGCCAGCUCCACUCUCAGCCUUAUCCCAGGCUCAUUGCCAAUCCACGACCUCGAAUUCUACUUCCGCAGCCGUAUCCGUGCAGCCAACAGCAUCUUAAACCAGGGUCGAAUUAUAUCCUCGCUGCAUAAGAUUCAAAGUGCAGAAAUAGAGGCAGCACUGCGUUUGGGUGACAAUGUUGGCAGCAACAAAGGAAGAAACCGCUGCAUCACCGUCAGCGAAGAUCGGGUGUGCAGCCAUUGUCAUAAACGGUUAGGUGGGAGCGUUAUCAGUGUGUUUCCAAAGUAA